AUGAUCGCAACUCAGGGCCUUCCUUAUUCCCAAGAAUCAUCCCACGCCACCUCACACUACCGAUCCAGCAGUCACUCAAGAAGUUCUACCCCCCGAAACCACCCUCCAAGCCGACAGCAGUCCUCGCGAGCCUCCCCACGAUACUCUGCCAGCACCGCAGCCAGAGCGCCGCCGGCUGAUGACACGGGCGCGUCGAGAUUACCCUCGCCCCCGGACUCGUCUUCUGGCAGCGCCAGUGCCGGUGUUGGAAGCGCCUCACAAUCCCACGAAGACUUGAAGGCAAGGUACACAAACGCAUCCCAGAAUGGUCAGAAGCAGGCCUACAUGGACGACUCAUCCGCGCACCAGCCUGCGCAGGGAUUCUCCGCUGCCGGUCUUGCUGCCUCCGAUAAUACCCCCAACUCCUCGUCUCAGACCGUCGCCGGAUCCACCCAGCCAAGUAAUGUCCUCCCCUCUCCCGCCUCCAAUUCUGGCGAUCGAUGGACCGCAUCGCAGUCCACACUGAACUCCUCGCCAACCUCCCCCACGCAACAAACCACCAUCAAGGUCCGCGACCUCGCACACGUCCAGGCCCUUGCACGGUCGGGCAUGACCUCGAGCACAGUCGACGAUGAUUCACCCUUACAAGCAUUGAAAUAUGACCUAAGCGAAUGUCCGAUCGGAGAUGUAAUUGAGAUGGUCGCAGCAUUGCUCACCAAGAUCACCACCACCAACGACCAGCAGCACGACGCCCUUAGCAGAAAUGCUAUCGAGCGCAAUGCCAGCCAUGUAAAGCAGGCUCAAGCUCAGAACGACGGCUCGGCUUCGGAGAACAGCAUGAGCCCCUUGAGCAGCAGCGUGCUCGCCUUCCACGGCAAGAACGUGCCUGCCAUCACCAUCUUGAGCUACCUCAGCCGAAUACACAAGUACUGCCCGACCACAUUCGAGGUAUUUUUGAGCUUGUUGGUCUAUUUCGACCGUAUGACGGAGCGGGUCAACGACAUAGUCAUGAAGGCAGAAGAGGCCAAGAAAUCCGGCCAGGCGCAAGGGCCGACCGAGUCGGACGUUGUUAUGAAAGAGGCCGAUGACGAUAGCAGCGACAGCGACGAGGAGUUGGACGAGGACAUUGCCGACGAUUCAGACAGUGAUGGGGAGCAACCCAGAGGGCGUCCCGCACCCUCAAAAACGCAGGGGAAUGGCUCAGGGAAGGCCUCAGGGGCACCCUCUGCCGCCAGCCAACCCACGUUCUUUGUUGUCGACAGCUUCAACAUUCAUAGGUUGAUCAUCUCUGGGGUGACGUGUGCGAGCAAGUUUUUCUCGGAUGUCUUUUACACAAAUUCGAGAUAUGCCAAGGUUGGAGGUCUCCCCCUCGCUGAGCUCAACCACUUGGAGAUACAGUUCCUCCUUCUGAACGACUUUCGACUCGCCAUUCAAGUCGAGGACCUGGAGGCCUACGCAACGAUGCUUGUCGAGUUUUACGCGCGAGAGGUCGUGUCUCGAUCUGCUGCGGGCGCGGCUUAG
Molecule: messenger RNA, 1500 nt
Organism: Diaporthe amygdali
Lineage: Eukaryota; Fungi; Ascomycota; Sordariomycetes; Diaporthales; Diaporthaceae
Product: PHO85 cyclin-6
Exons: 2
Coding region: 1-1500 (499 amino acids)
Biological process (GO): regulation of cyclin-dependent protein serine/threonine kinase activity
Cellular component (GO): nucleus; cyclin-dependent protein kinase holoenzyme complex
Molecular function (GO): cyclin-dependent protein serine/threonine kinase regulator activity; protein kinase binding
Source: RefSeq, a predicted model, not a curated record